Molecule: messenger RNA, 5752 nt
Organism: Bicyclus anynana (squinting bush brown)
Lineage: Eukaryota; Metazoa; Arthropoda; Insecta; Lepidoptera; Nymphalidae
Product: tetratricopeptide repeat protein 5
Exons: 8
Coding region: 186-1532 (448 amino acids)
Biological process (GO): cell division
Molecular function (GO): protein binding
Source: RefSeq, a predicted model, not a curated record
CUCUUGUCCUUCAUUUGUCAUCUGUGGUCUUGUCAAAAAUAAAUAAAAUUAUUUACAUGAAAAAACAAAAUACAAUAAAAUUUGUAAAAUUGCAAAUUGAAUACACAUGCAAUAAUUUAAUAUGAAUAAAUAUAAAAAUCUAAACGAAUAAUUAAUUACACAGUGCAAAACCUUAGUUAGCCACAAUGUCUAGUGACACAGAAGAUAAGGUAGAAUUAUUAGAAAAUGCCUCUGAAAUUAUGGAAGACUUAGCGGACAAAUUAAAAAAGUUAUACAAAUACAGAGAUUUGUUUUUUGAAAAUCAUCCAGUAGAAUUGGCAUUGCAAAAGCAUGCGUGUGUAGAUGUGAAAAAAGAGGCGUUGGUUAAGAAAUUUGAAAGCUAUGAUGUGGAUGUUCAAAUACCAUUUCCCCUGCGUGCCCAAUUCCUCUACAUGAAGGGAAGAUGCUACAAUAUAAGUAACAAAUACGACGCGCGCGCUAUGCAGUGUCUCAGCAAAGCUGUGAAACUUAAUCCACAUUUGGUUGAUGCAUGGAAUGAACUCGGGGAAUGCUAUCUCAAGAAUAUGAACAUGAAGGAAGCUAAGGCCAGCUUUGAAGGUGCUCUUAAACAUGAACGCAAUCGUUUAUCACUUCGCUGCCUGGCCAUCAUCCUUCGCCAGGAAUGCGGAGACCUGAAGCAGAGCGAAAUAUCGUCGGCCAUGACUAAAAGCGUGGAGUUAGCCAAGGAGGCCGUAGCUCAGGACAUCAAAGACGGCAUCUCGUGGUCUGUUCUGGGGAACACCUAUUUGUGCCAGUACUUCUUGAUAGCACAAGACCCAGCUACGCUGAAGUUAUGCAUGAGCGCGUAUAAACAGGCUUGGUCAGACCCUGUGGCGAAGGGCCAACCGGAUUUGCAUUUUAAUAAAGGAGUGGCCCUAAAGUAUUCGGAAUGUUACGGCGAGGCGCUGCAAAUGUUCGACCAGUCGUGCCGCCUGGACCCCGGCUGGCAGCCUCCGGCAGACGAGCGCGCUGAGCUCGUGCGCUACCUCACCGAGGCCACGAAACUAGUGCACACGCGCGGGAAGCUCAAGGCCAAACGGAUCUCUAAUAUGGUGCAGACUAUAGAUAAAAAGAUGCUGGGAGACUACGCGACAGACAGCGAUGGCGCGCGCAAGGAUGUGUUACUUGAGCUUGUGGAUAUAGACAAGCUUCAGGAAGGCAGCAAUGAGGGCAAAGUCAUCCUCGGCAGGGUCGUGGGUUCGAUACACAACAAGAACUCUGUACCAUUUACAUUCGCGAUAAUAGACAAAAGUCUGAAAUGUGUGUGCGUGUCUGUGUACAACUGGGCGAACGGGCGCGGUGUCAUCAUCGGUGACGUGGUGGCGGUGCCUGAACCGCUGCUCAGUUCACACGCUAUGGACUCACGCUUGGCUAAAUACGAAUUCCAGUCAAUACGCGUCAACAACCCGUUAGUGUUACUGGUCAACGGCAAACGCGUCAACCGGAAUCAAUACGCCAGCACGCGUGUGACGAGCACUUACGAGGUCAACUGACGGCAGGCCAUGAUGCGCCUCAAGCGUCUAUAUGAAAAUCAACACUAGACCGAUGGUCUGUUGCAUGGGUCUACACUAGACCGAAGAGACUAUGUGUUUGACAAUUGGACUGUUUUGUGUUUAAAGUGCUUGUUCAGUGGUUUCUAACAUGACUAUGUCUAUAUUGUAACAAUUUUUGAGAUGUGUCUUUUUUCAACCUAAGGAACGAGUGACAAGCACACAAAGUUAACUGACGGCAGGUCAUGAUGUGUCUCAAGCAUCAAUACUAGACCACCGGUCCGUUGCAUGGGUCUAUACUAGACCGAAGAGACACUAUGUCAAUACAUAACUUAACAGUCCAAUUGUCCAAUGACAAUUGGACUGUUAAGUGUUUAAAAUGCUUGUUUUGUUUUGUGUAUCAAAACCAAUUUAAGAUCAGUAAUUUUGAGAUGUGUCUUCAUUCAACCUAAGGUACGAGUGACAAGCACUUACUAAGUUAACUGACGGCAGGUUAUGAUACUUCUCAUGUAUUGGGUCUAUACUAGAUCAAAGAGACUAUGUAUUGGACUAUUAUGUGUUUAAAAUGUUUGUUCAGUGGUUUCUAACAUGACUAUGUCUACAUUGAAACAAAUUUAAAAUCAGUGGUUUUUGAGAUGUCUCUUUAUUCAACCUAAGGAACGAGUGACAAGCACUUACUAAGUUAACUGAUGGCAGGUCUUGAUACAUCUCAAGCAUUGAUACUUGACUGUUGGUCUGUUGCAUGGGUCUAUACUAGACCGAAGAGACACUAUGUAUUGGACAAUUGAACUGUUAUGUGUUUAAAAUGCUUGUUCAGUGGUUUCUAACAUGACUAUGUCUACAUUGAAACAAAUUUAAAAUCAGUGGUUUUUGAGAUGUGUCUUUAUUCAACAUAAGGUACGAGUGACAAGCACACGAAGUUAACUGAUGGCAGGUCAUGAUACAUCUCAUGCAUUGGGUCUAUACUAGAUCGAAGAGACUAUUUGUUGGAUAAUUGGACUGUUUUGUGUUUAAAGUGCUUGUUCAGUGGUUACUAACAUGACUACGUCUACAUUGAAACAAAUUUAAAAUCAGUGGUUUUUGAGAUGUGUCUUUAUUCAACCUAAGGUACGAGUGACAAGCACACGAAGUUAACUGAUGGCAGGUCAUGAUACAUCUCAUGCAUUGGGUCUAUACUAGAUCGAAAAGACUAUGUAUUGGACAAUUGGACUAUUUAUGUGUUUAACAUGCUUGUUCAGUGGUUUCUCACAUUGCAAUGUCUAUAUUGACAAGCUUAAAAUCAAUUUAACAUGUGUCUUUAUUCAACCUAACGAAUAUAUGUCUGUACUCGGCCAAAUCUCAAGGUCUGAGUCUCGGAGGAGAUGCCCUUAGAGAGUAGUUCCGCCCAUAUUUUCUGCUUCUACAAAGAGACACUACAUAUUAGACAAUUGGGCGGUUGUGUUUAAUAUGCUUGAUCAGUUCUUAACCUUACGUGUAAUCAAUGUGUGCUAUGCUUGACCACUGUCUUUCAGCUUUUAUAUCUAGAUUCUAGACUAGAUUUAAAGAAUGGUCUAUGUGUCUAUCCUAGACAAUAUUGGUAUAUCAAUAGAUUGAUAAAUCGAAAAUAGUUUUUAUGAUAUGUGUCCAUACACAGUCUGUAUUAAUAAACUGUAAAAUAAACAAUAAACAUUUUUUUAGACUAGACAAUGUUUGUGUACUUUUUAUUGGACAUUUAAUGUAAUCAAUACUACGAGUACAAUAUUCACUGUGUAAUAUAAAAGGAAAGGAAAUAAAAAAUUGUUUUAUGAACAUCAAAUUGAGUUCAUAAUAGAUAAGUUUUUGAUAGUCUGUUACUAUAGUAAGGGAGCCAAAAAGGGGAUAUUAGGAUUUACUUUAAUUCAAGCAACGUUGUAACUCCUCUCCACGCCUUAGGUUUAUAACUGUUAUUAUUAAUAUUUUGAUUUAUAUAUUAUUAAUUAAUUAUUUUCGUUUUAUUCUUUUUUUCUGUAAGUUGUAAUGUUUAUGGGCAUUAACAAAGGUACGUUACCUUGUAUUAAUAUACAGUCUGUGGUUUACGUCGCAAGUAUCAUAGUUUUAAAUAUGCCAUUAUAUUAUUGUCGAAUGUCGAUUCUGUUUGUAAGUAGGAUUUUUAUGAUGAAAUAAAAUAGGUCACACACAAAUCGUCAGAUUUUUUAAAAGCACCUUACAUUAAUCUGACGCGCUUGUUGAGUAUUGCUGAUGAUAGAUUACUAUAUUUAUUAUGACGGCUUACCUUAAAUAUUUCAGGAUCAUAAAUGAACGCAAUUGAUUGAAUCACGCAAGGUAUCUUUUGGUAUUCACCCUUAUGUUUGUCUGCCGAGCACGAGUGAAUCCCAAAAUCCCCUCUUGGGCUCCUCUACUAUAAAUAAUAAUGUUAACGAAAAGUUGGAUGCACCAUGCAUGUAAAAUAGUUCCAUGUAUUGACAUUCUACUGUAAUUACAUUAGGUAAUUAAAAUACAAAGCUUCUUACAACUAAAUUUAAUGCAAAUUGUAAAUUAAAACUUAUAUAUUUUUAUGUAGUGAUAGUGUAGUAUGAGAUAAUAUAGUUUAUUUUUUGUAUUAUUAUAAUAGAUUAUAGAUCUAUCUCUAAUAACAGAAAUAAAUGUUUGUACUAUGUAUGUUUGUCCUCUAUGUGUUUCUAAGACAUUUAUUAAAUUAUGAUGUAUGGAUAAAUUAUAUGUUUUAAUAUCAAUCAUCGCUACGUUAGCAUAGAGAUAAUUUAUAUUGUGGUAAAUAAAUGUAAAUAAAAGACUGAAUGAAUCUGUGUUUCGGUAUUUGUGUGGUUGUGUCCCAGUAUUAUUUAAUUACUGGCCUACAAAAAUUGUAACAAGUAUGAUUUUUUUUCUCUGUUUUCUAACUUAUAGGUAUAGACUGUAGAUUUUCUAUUUUCGGUAAAACUGACAGAACAAAACAAAAAAACAUGGUUUUUAAAUUAGCUGUCUGUGAGUGGUUGCUAAGCAAGUUUUUCAAAACAAACAGUUUUUCGGUAAACGGGUUUCGAUGUCACACGUUUCCCCUUGUACACUUUAUAAUUUUAACGUGUUUAUGCUAGGCUGCUGUGCUGAAAGCCAAUUACACACAAAAAUGUGUUUGUGAACUACAUUCAAAGACAAGAGUCUGCUAGAAUAUACCUAUACUUAGAGGCACAACUAUCCACCCACUUUAAUAUUACGCUAGUAUAUUAAAGUGGGCGAAUAAUUGUGCCUCUUGAGUAUAUUAUAUAAAAUACUAGCCGACGCCCGCGACUUCGUCCGCGUGAAACUCGAUGUAAACUUUCAACUACCCCUACCCUACAUUUUCUCGCUUUCCUGUUGAAAUUAUUCCUGAAUUUUCUUUGCUAUAAACCUCACGGAGCCCGAGACCUUUCCAACGAAUACAUAACUGUGGAAAUCGGUUCGUGCGUUCUGGAGCUAUAGCGUCAGGAAGUAAAACCCGACUUAUUUUUAUAUAGUAGAUUGUGAGUGACAUUAAUUAGUUCGAAAGCGUUUCCUGCUUUGGCUUUUUUUACAAGACUAAGACUUAAUAUUUUAUUAUUAGCGGUUUCAUCAUUGUACUCCAAUAUUAUUUCUGUCUCUUGUAAAUUGAAUUAUAUAAAUUCUAAAAAUACUAUGUGUAACUACAUUGAUUAGCCAUAAACAAAGAAGUAAAUAGACAGAAAAAGCAUCUAUCGAAUUACCUCAAAAAUGUUUUGCCAAUCAGUUGUCUAAUUGCUUCUCUGUCUAUGGUUACUUGUCAGUUCUAGACAAGUAGUGUUUUGUGUCUGGGUCUAUCUUUGACUUUAGUUGGUUGCGGGAUUGUUACUUACGCCAUUGAAUAACUAAACUUGGUGAUAGGGUCAAAAAGCAAAAUAUACAAAAGAACAGGAAUUUAAAGCAAACCAAUAAAAACGCAAUAUUGUGUCUAUGAAUCAGGGAAUCCCCAAGAGUUCUUAUUGUUUUUUUUUUUAGUUGGCAACAAUUUAACAUUUACUCAUCAUUUGUUGCGAACAUAGACAUAUAAUAACAUAGUUGAUGUCACUGACACUCUAGUUUUGCUUUUAUCUACAUGAACUAUUAUAGCCAAAUAAUUAGGCAAUGAUUAAUUAACAAUAAUAUUUAUGAGUACAUUUAUAAAAAAUUUAUUUCUCACUUUUAUAAAAAAAAAAAUUGUAACUCACUAAAUUAAUGUGUCAAUGGUAAACGAAAUAAAAUUAUAAUUUUCACUU